Aegilops tauschii subsp. strangulata is the source of this 1399-nucleotide messenger RNA. RefSeq lists its product as uncharacterized. The record is from RefSeq and is a predicted model, not a curated record. NCBI's taxonomy places the organism in Eukaryota, Viridiplantae, Streptophyta, Magnoliopsida, Poales, Poaceae. Gene Ontology annotation, biological process: meristem development; meristem maintenance.
GUCACAUGUAGGAAAACCACCUCGAGGCCAUGCAUGGGUGGAUGUAUUUGGGGCCUCUCGGUCUGGAUGUGGGAGCGUUUGCCGGUUGGGCGUCUUGAAAAGCAUCCUUCACCGCACGUGUGGGUAGGCCUUAAUGAAGAAGAUGAUGUUUUUCGCCUCCCCACUGUGGCAUUCUCUUGGGACCGGGUUAGAAUUUUUGGAAGCAAGAACAAGUCCUUGUACAAGAAUUUCACCAACGAGAUGGACAGCCUCACAUAUCGUCAGGUUAACUAGAGGCCUUAUGAGGCAAAUAGGGGUUUCACAUUGAACCAGAUGUGCACUAGGGACUCUCAUCUUUGGCGGAUCAGGUGCCCUCUCAUAUGCAUUUAUGCUGUCGAGUGGCAUCUACCACAUCGAGUGGCCAUGCAAUUUGGUAUGAGGCAACGCACCCCACCGGAGCCAGCAAGCACGGGUGGACUUGAGCUUCACAAUCAGAACCGAAAGAAUAAUCAGAAUGUGCUUGAGUGGGGACAACACCAUGCUAGGUAUGUCGAGAUGUGGGGGCAGAGGCUCGGUUCUAGAGAGACGGAUAUGACUUUGGCGGACAUGAGGAAUUACAAAGAAACUCAUCUAAAGUGGUAUGAAAACAGGAGGCGAUUUCGGGUGCGUUUGAGGCCAAGGUGGACUGACGCAAAUCUCGCAGAUCAUGAUCCAAACAAUGAAUCAGAUGAUGAGUAUGACGCCAUAGUGAGAAGUACACAAGGUUCUCACAGAGAGUAUGCACCCCUGACUGAUAGAGUGACUUUUGAGCUCAAUAGGAGUAUCAUCGAAGGCUCGAAUGCACUAAUCCAUAAACCCGGGACUCCGGAGUCGGAUGCUACCUUGAGGGAAACGGUGAAACGUUUCAUGAUACGUUGCCGGAAGCUAGUCACCAUUCUUGGAUGCGCAAGCCCGGGUGCCGUAGAUGUGCAUGCUCCGAGCACAUCGAUGGUGCAGGCUAGUGGAGCCGCCGCUUCUUCUAGCCACGCCGGUGCUAAUACUAGCCACGUCGGUGCUUCUUCUAGCCACGCCGGUGGUGGCAGCGACUCCGGUGAAUCUGGGGAGGAAGAGGAGGUGGACUUGCAGGACGACGAAGCCCCGGAAGAGAUGAACAUGUCACAAAUGAUGGAUGCACCACCGGCCUCCCAAGAAAAAAGGGUAGGACACCCUCAUGAUGAUCCAUACAGCCCGUCACCUUUCCAAAAGCCGGUUCCUCGUCGCCGCAAGAAGACCAUGAGUGAGGGGUGCUCUAAGAGAGGAAGAAUGGGACGAUGAACUAGGGUUUGGGCAUGUUAAACUACUGUUUGGCCAUGUUGAAGUAGUGUUUGGCCAUGUUGAACUAUAAUGAGCUUUUAGUUUGCUUUGGACUUGAGGACUUUUA